AUGGAUCCCAUCAACACCCACAUCCCGUCGUCGCUUUCCGCUGCAGCUCCCCUGUCAGCAUCAUCGUCCACUGCUACGGGCCAUGGAUCUCAUGGAUAUCCCUCGCCGCCUGCAACAGCGCUCGAUGUGUCAUCCGAGUCUGAGGACGAGGGGGGCAGAGGACGAUCCAAGAUUGCCCUGCUGUCGGACCCAACCGCCGCUCUGGACCAUCACCAUAUCGACCCUGCCGCCUCGCCAGACGUCGUCAAGUCGGGCCGCAGACAGGCGAACAGCGCCGCGCACAAGACGAAUGAUGGCGUGCCGAAACUCACGGCUGCUGAGAUGCAGGAACUCGCAGGCUCGCCGGACUCGUUGCCAGUUGCGCCAGCCCCGCCACGUCGUUCCACUGAGCAGGAGGAAAUGGCAGCCAAGUCUGCCGAGCAACACGAACUACUCUGGCAACGUAUCCAGAGCCGCUUUCCAGACUCAAGAAGAUUAGAUCAGCUUCAAAUAAACGGAACGGCAGUCGAAUCACCUCCUGGGUCAGCAUUCGCUGGGGCCUGGCCCAGGCAAGAGGGCACUCGAGGACCAUACUCGCAACGAACUGUGUCGACGCCGCCGACGUCUCGGGCUCAGCAAUAUGUUUCAGGAAGUGCCUCGCAGCCUACGUCCCCUAGGCGAUCUUCUCACAACCCCCUGAUUCGACCUGCGAAGCUGAACUUGGAUGGGCAAGCGGCCACGGGUGGCUAUCUCAACGGGCAUUCACCGUCGCCGGUCUUGGCGACAAGCCAAGCAGCCACAAGCAGACAGCAGCCUUCGGCAGAUGCUGCUCCUUGUCAAGGAUAUAGUGGCAUCGGUCCCAGCCCGCCAUCACCAAUUCCGUCCAUAAUUCCCCUCCCGCCCAUGUCGCUUCCCACACACCUGCAGCUGGAACUUGCAGUCCAGAGACCAAGUCCACUGCAUAUUCACCGAUCUCAUGUGAAUGAUAUGCCGUACGAGUCGUAUGCCGUCAAAGUCGAAAGGUUGAAGAAUGUUUUACUACUUCCCUCGUACCUGGAGCGGACCUUGUAUUUUGGUGCCCUGGCGUGUCUUGAUGCGUGGCUGUACACCUUUACCAUUCUUCCCAUGCGAUUCUUCAUAGCGUUUGGUGUCUUGACAAAGUGGUGGGGAUAUGUGAUAUCCAAGGAGGUGAGAUGGCUCUUUGGAUAUGUGCGAGACGGGCUGGGCAGACUAUGGAAGCGUGGCCGAGCGAGCCAAUCCCGCAGACCUAGCGAUGUCUCUGACCGAGACGGUUCGCGAAGUCGCAGCCGUGUGAGGGAGCUGUUGAAUGACGAAGGAGGUGUUUGUGCCGCUGCCACAGCCCCCCGGGAUCGAUCUCGUAACACGAGAACGGACCUGCACGUCGACAGCGUCGAGUUGCCCAAAACAUGCUCUUUCAAUCAUAGACAUACUGUGCCCAAGUCGGGCGCUCUUGGGCACAAAAGAGCAAAGUCGAUUCCUUCAAGCUUAUCAGCAUUUCACAAAGCAGAUUUACUACAGGGAGCCGUCAUCAUCUGUAGCUCAUUUGCUCUGAUGACUCUCGAUGCCAGCCGCAUGUACCACUUUAUUCGCGCGCAAUCUGCCAUCAAGCUCUACGUCAUAUACAAUAUCCUCGAAGUUGGCGACCGACUUCUCUCAGCCCUCGGCCAGGACAUUCUAGAAUGUCUGUUCAGCAACGAAACCCUGUCUCGCGACCCCUCUGGCCGAUCCAAGAUUCUGUUGCCGCUUGGCAUGUUUAUCCUCGCACUCGUGUACAAUUGUCUACACUCCAUUGCACUCUACUACCAGGUCAUCACGCUCAACGUCGCGGUCAACUCAUACUCCAAUGCUCUCCUCACCCUCCUGCUAUCCAACCAAUUCGUCGAGAUCAAGAGCACCGUCUUCAAACGCUUCGACAAGGACAACCUCUUCCAGCUGACUUGCGCAGACAUCGUAGAGCGUUUCCACCUUUGGGUCAUGCUGCUCAUCAUCGGCAUGCGCAACAUUGUGGAAGUAGGUGCCUUCUCUGUCCCUGGAGCGGGUUUCGACUCGACACAUGACGAUGGCUCGAGUGCCGUGCCGUUGCACCCGCCGUCGAUUCUGCCGCACAGUUUCACAGUGCUGCCGUCGUGGUUGAAGUCGGGCGAGGCGCUGUCGCCUUUUCUGAUUGUUGUUGGAAGCGAGAUGCUGGUUGAUGCCAUCAAACACGCCUACGUGACCAAGUUUAACAACAUCAAGCCCAACUUUUACGGGAGGACGUUGGACAUUCUUUGCAAGGACUACUACACCAACGCCUUCGUCACCCCCUCGCUCACGCGGAGACUCGGCCUGGCCGUCAUCCCGCUCUCGUGCCUGUUCAUCCGUGCCUCCAUCCAAACCUACCACAUGUUCCUGGCCACCCAUGUGCCCAUGCCCGUGCCGCCAUCCACGCAGACCUCCCUAUCCGAAGAAUCAGCCGUGCCGUCGUCGCCGGCCAUGAUCGCCGCGCUGAGUCGCUUCGACGCCCUGAUCCGCGAUUCCCUCGGCCGCGCCACGUACGGCUACCCCUACGGCUCGCCACUCAACUCCCGUCCCUGGUACUCGUGGACAUCGGAUGAUUUGAUCGCCGCGUUAACAAUGGUGGUCGUCUUCUUCAUCGCCUUUCUCGUCCUUUUGAUACUCAAACUCCUCCUCGGCAUGGUCCUCCUCCAAUACUCGCGAAACAGGUACGCCAAGAUGAAGCACAAAGAAACCAUGGUCGCCAUGGGCAAGGCCGAACGGGAGUCGUACGACGCCGCGGGCAGACGCGUCGGCGGAAGAGGCGACGUGGAAGUCACGGACGACAAGGCCCGGUGGAUCCACGCCGACAAGUCGGAGGGGUUGAGGAACGGCAAGGGGCCCGGGGGCAACAAGGGCGAUGGCGAUGGCGGCGGCGGCAACAAGCCCGACGGCGAUUACAUGGGUGUCGCGAGGUACGAGAUGGUUGCCAAGAGGAUAUGGUAG
Molecule: messenger RNA, 2979 nt
Organism: Metarhizium album ARSEF 1941
Lineage: Eukaryota; Fungi; Ascomycota; Sordariomycetes; Hypocreales; Clavicipitaceae
Product: Membrane protein,Tapt1/CMV receptor
Exons: 2
Coding region: 1-2979 (992 amino acids)
Biological process (GO): maintenance of protein localization in endoplasmic reticulum
Cellular component (GO): endoplasmic reticulum membrane
Source: RefSeq, a predicted model, not a curated record